GGGGGGACCGCGAUGCGCGGGGGGGGCCUCAUCCUGCUCGGCCUCAUCGCGCUGUGCGGGCGGCGCGGGGCGCGGGGCGCAGGACCCCCGGAGGGGCAGCGUGGGGCCGGGCAGCCCCAGGGGACACACAUCAGCCAGGACCUGGUGGGACGCAGUCUGGUCAUCGACACACUGCUGGACAACGGGACUCGCAUUGUGGAGGACAACCACAGCUACUACGUGUCCCGCACCUACGGGCCGGGGGCUGCACGCCGCCAGGGGCUGUGGGUGGACAUGGCAGCAGCUGACAGCAGCCACGUGAAGGUCCACGGGAUCCUCUCCAACACCCACCGGCAGGCCUCGAGGAUCGUCCUCUCCUUCGAUUUCCCCUUCUACGGGCAUCUCCUGCGGCAGGUGACGAUAGCAACUGGAGGUUUCAUCUUCAUGGGGGACGUCAUCCACCGCAUGCUGACGGCCACGCAGUACAUCGCACCGCUCAUGGCCAACUUCAACCCCAGCUACUCCCGCAACUCCACCGUGCAGUACCUGGAUAAUGGCACGGUCUUUGUGGUACAGUGGGACAAGGUCUACCUCCAAGGCAAGGAGGACGUGGGCAGCUUCACCUUCCAGGCUGCCCUGCACAGCAGCGGCAGGAUCGUCUUCGGGUACAAGGAGAUCCCAGUGCCCGUCCUGCAGAUCAGCGCUGCGCAGCACCCCGUCAAGGCUGGGCUGUCUGAUGCCUUCAUGGUCCUCAACCCAUCCCCCGAGGUGCCUGAGUCGCGCCGCCGGACCAUCUAUGAGUACCACCGAGUGGAGUUGGACACCAGCAAGAUCACCAACAUGUCUGCUGUGGAGUUCACCCCGCUGCCCACUUGUCUCCAGCACCGGAGCUGUGAGCUGUGUGUGAGCUCCACGCUGACCUUCAACUGCAGCUGGUGCCACGUCCUGCAGAGGUGCUCCAGUGGCUUCGACCGGCACCGUGAGGAGUGGCUGUCCUAUGGCUGCGCCCAGCAGGCAGACGCCAAGAGCUGUGAGGACUUAGCAGAGGACAAUCACUACUCGCCCCCCCCCGACGGCUCCUCCUCGCCGCUGGAUGAGGACAUCACCACCCCCACGGCCUCCCUCUUCAUCGACAGCCUCGCUACAGAAGACGACACGAAGCUCAACCAGCACGCAGGCAGUGAAGGUGUGGGAAGUGACCUUCCUCCCAAUGCAGUGGGUGCCCCGAUUCACACCGGGACGAUCGUGGGCAUCGUGCUGGCCGUGCUGCUCAUUGCAGCCAUCAUCCUCGCUGGGAUCUACAUCAACAGCCACCCCACCUCCAACGCCGCCCUCUUCUUCAUCGAGCGAAGGCCACAUCGUUGGCCUGCCAUGAAAUUCCGCAAUCACACCAACCACGCCACGUACGCCGAGGUGGAGGCAGCCAGCCAUGAGAAGGAGGGCUUUGUGGAGGCAGAGCAGUGCUGAGCACCUCUCUCCCUGCACCUCUGACCUGCCACGACUCGAGUGCUCUGUUAUCUGAUUGCAAAGUCUUUCCCCCGGUGGAAAAGAAACAGCAAGUCGAGGAAAAAGACCCAAUGGAGCACGGAGGAAAAGCAGUCGGGGCUCUUUUCUCUCUCAACCAAGCACCAGUUUCUCUUCUCUGCUCUGGAAGAAAGGAAAACCUGUUUUAUUCGAAGAGUAAAACCUUCCUAAGGAUUCGCCUUCAGAAUGUUUGUGAGCCAUUGGCUCUGAGGCACCUUCUGCCAUCCAAUUAGUUACAAGCUGUGACUCCUACCCUAAAGGAACCAGAGGCUGGAGGGAAAAAACAACAAUAUCUUCUGUUCCUUCCAAACAUCUUCAUGGCACGGCCACACGUCCAGCAGGAGCAGGGGAGGUUUUGCAGGCAGAGGAUGGGGACAGAGCUCUGCCAUGCUGACACCCAGAGGAAAACCCAGGCUCACUCACGGGUGCUUCCCAUAAUAAGUAAUGAAGGCAUACGUGCCUUGAUAUCACUGAAAAUCUGAGAAAUGCUUCGUUAACACCCUCGUAUUUCAAGUCUGCUGAAGUCAGUGCAUUUCCUAUGACUUCUUUUUGCUGCAUCAGUGAUGGGCCCUUGGUCUGCACUGACACCAACACCGUGAUUCCAGAAUCCGACCCUCACUCAGGGGCUCAGCUCUGCGCCUCCCAGGCAGCUCUGCUCUCAUCCAGCUCAUGGCAAGCUGCACCAAUGCUCACCCUGCCUCCACAGCCAUCAGUGCAGGCCUGGGUCCCAAACUGGGGAGAGGUGGCAUGAAAAAAGAGAGGAGCCAAUGUCCGACGUCAGGUGAAGUUUUCUUCCUCCCACCA
Molecule: messenger RNA, 2307 nt
Organism: Phasianus colchicus (ring-necked pheasant)
Lineage: Eukaryota; Metazoa; Chordata; Aves; Galliformes; Phasianidae
Gene: PLXDC1
Product: plexin domain containing 1
Source: RefSeq, a predicted model, not a curated record